GAGCAUCGACCUACGCGGACGACCAAAUCUUGACGAAACGACCCAAAAACACCAACUACGGGCAUUAUCCGAAAAAAGGAAAACGAGCGUUCGAAUCGCGAAUCCUUGAUCCAUCAAAUUUAUCCCAAUUGGCGACUGAGCGCAAACUCGUUUAUUCUUAAUCAUCAUGUCUUUCCGAGGAGGUUCGCGAGGACGCGGCGGUAGUGGAUUUGGAGGCCGUGGCGGUGGCCGCGGUGGCUUCCAGCAGCGAGACAUGGGUCCUCCUGCACAGAUCCUCGAAAUGGGCAAGUUCAUGCACGCCUGCGAGGGCGAGAUGGUCUGCGAGUCCAUCAACCCCAAGGUCCCCCACUUCAACGCCCAGAUCUUCCUCGAGAACAAGACGGCCGUCGGCAAGGUCGACGAGGUCCUCGGCCCCAUCAACCAGGUCUUCUUCACCAUCAAGCCCACCGAGGGCAUCCAGGCUACCUCUUUCAAGGAGGGCGACAAGUUCUACAUCGGCUCCGAGAAGCUCCUGCCCCUCGACAAGUUCCUUCCCAAGCCUAAGCCCCCGCCUGGUGCUCCCAAGCUCAAGCGCGCUGGCGGCAGCCGUGGCGGUGCCCGUGGUGGACGCGGCGGCUUCGGUGCUCGUGGUGGCGGUCGUGGUGGUUUCGGCGGUGGUCGCGGCGGCGCUGGCGGUUUCUCGCGCGGUGGUGGCCGUGGCGGAAGCAGUUUCGGUGGCCGUGGAGGCCGUGGUGGCAGCGGUGGUUUCUCACGAGGUGGCGGUGGUGGAGGCUUCGGUGGUGGUCGUGGACGUGGUGGUUUCAGCCGUGGAGGCCGAUAAUCUCCUGGCGAUAACAAGGACUACGGAUCACUUCUGCUAUCGAGGAGGACGAAGUCAACGCCUCAAACUGCUGCUGUAGUACAACGCGACCCACGAAAGCCGUUUAUAGGGAGGCGAAGUCGAUGGAGAGAGAAAACUUCGGGAUUUAGGAGGCGGGAAAGAACGAAAGAAAGGGAUCACAUGUAUUUUCUCCGGCGUUGGAUGGUUUCUGAUUUUCCAAAGUGCUUUGCUUGAUUUGGUUUUCCCCCCACUGGCUCUAUAUCCCCAAUCCUGCGAUGUUCGUGUGGAGUUUGUAUUUACAAACAUGAGGAUUCAACAAAGACAAGAGAGAGGACAAAAAGAACGGGCAACCUUUUUUACUUUAUGUAUCUGGUCAUUGUGAAAGAUAUAUGUACACUGUGAAGGCAUUAUUAUGUAAAGUCAUAUCCAAGCUCAUGGGGUAUAA
This is a messenger RNA of Fusarium graminearum PH-1, 1265 nucleotides long. RefSeq lists its product as uncharacterized. Gene Ontology annotation, biological process: ribosome biogenesis; snoRNA guided rRNA pseudouridine synthesis. Gene Ontology annotation, molecular function: box H/ACA snoRNA binding. Bases 167 to 820 code for a protein of 217 amino acids. The record is from RefSeq and is a predicted model, not a curated record. NCBI's taxonomy places the organism in Eukaryota, Fungi, Ascomycota, Sordariomycetes, Hypocreales, Nectriaceae. Gene Ontology annotation, cellular component: box H/ACA snoRNP complex. The transcript has 3 exons.